AUGAGUUUUGUCAAACCAGCUUCACAUUUAUUGCUAUAUUCUUUUGCUUUUGGUGGAGCUACAUUUUAUUCCUAUGUUGCCUCACCUCUAAUGUUUAAAACAUUGGAGAAAGAUCAAUUUUCUAAAAUGCAAAGUAAAAUAUUUCCAGGUUAUUUUUGCAUGCAAACAGUGACACCUGUGAUUUUAGGACUCACUUCCCCAGUUGCCCUUUCAAAAGGCUCCAUUACUUGCUUAUUAACCGCUGUUGCCUCUGGGUUAGUAAAUUUCGUUUAUUUACAACCAAAAUCUCAUAAAAUCAAGGAAGAGAGACAUGCUUUAGCAGCUAGACUGGAAGGAAAAGAACUGAUGGCGUUCGAUGAAGACUUGAAAAAAUCAUUUGGUAGAACUCAUGGGAUUAGUUUACUAUUUAAUUUUACCAAUAAUGCUAGUAUGCUAGUUUAUGGGGUUUAUUUAGCUAAAAACUUAUUGAGAUAUAUUCCAAAAUAG
Tetrapisispora phaffii CBS 4417 is the source of this 486-nucleotide messenger RNA. Its product is annotated as DUF4149 domain-containing protein. NCBI's taxonomy places the organism in Eukaryota, Fungi, Ascomycota, Saccharomycetes, Saccharomycetales, Saccharomycetaceae. Bases 1 to 486 code for a protein of 161 amino acids. The record is from RefSeq and is a predicted model, not a curated record. The transcript is spliced from 2 exons.